This is a messenger RNA of Moesziomyces antarcticus, 717 nucleotides long. RefSeq names its product phosphoprotein phosphatase. Lineage: Eukaryota; Fungi; Basidiomycota; Ustilaginomycetes; Ustilaginales; Ustilaginaceae. Gene Ontology annotation, cellular component: nucleus; mRNA cleavage and polyadenylation specificity factor complex. Bases 1 to 717 code for a protein of 238 amino acids. The record is from RefSeq and is a predicted model, not a curated record. Gene Ontology annotation, biological process: termination of RNA polymerase II transcription. The transcript has 2 exons. Gene Ontology annotation, molecular function: RNA polymerase II CTD heptapeptide repeat phosphatase activity.
AUGUCGACAAUAUCGUAUCCAGGGGCCUCGUCCUCAACCACACCACCGUAUCCACCCGGCCCCUCGACCUCUACACCGCCUGCCGGUAACGCCAUCGAUGCUACAGGCGUGAACGGCGUUGUUCCCGGCGCGGUGCCGGACAGUUCGAUCAUGUUCUGCGUCGUAUGUGCGUCGAACCAGAACCGCUCCAUGGCAGCGCACUCGCUGCUGGCCAAGUCGGGCUUCAACGUGACGUCUGCCGGCACCGGUUCAGCCGUGCGUCUGCCCGGCCCAAAGAUCAACCUGCCCAAUAUCUAUCCCUUCGGAACAGCGUAUACCGACAUCAUCGACGAUCUCAACAGCAAAGAUCCACGGCUGUACUGGGCGAAUGGAUUGAUGACCAUGCUCAACAGGAACAAGGACGUCAAAAGAGCACCCGAGAGAUGGCAAGAGACCAAGUUCACCGCGGAUGUUGUGAUCACGUGCGAGGAAAGAUGCUUCGACGCAGUGUGCGAGGAUCUGUUCAAUCGAGGCGGAGAACUCAAUCGUCCAGUGCAUGUCAUCAACGUCGAGAUCAAGGACAAUCACGAAGAAGCAGUCGCUGCCGGAAAGGCCAUCCUCGACCUGGCAAAUGCAAUCGCGGGUUCACAGGACAUCGAUACCGAAAUGGACGGCAUCUUGGAACGACACCAACAAAACUACCCGCAUGCCAUCCUGCAUACAGUCGGCUACUAUUGA